Miniopterus natalensis is the source of this 1328-nucleotide messenger RNA. The record is from RefSeq and is a predicted model, not a curated record. NCBI's taxonomy places the organism in Eukaryota, Metazoa, Chordata, Mammalia, Chiroptera, Miniopteridae.
GUUACUUCCUGAGCUUUCUGGAGCCUGUGAACAAUAUCACCAUAGUCCAGGGCCAGACUGCGAUCCUGCACUGCAAGGUGGCCGGCCACCCGCCCCCCAGCGUGCGCUGGCUGAAGAACGACGCCCCGGUGGUGCAGGAGCCCCGGCGCGUCAUCGUCCGGAAGACCGAGUAUGGCUCUCGGCUCCGCAUCCAGGACCUGGACACAACAGACACCGGCUACUACCAGUGCGUGGCCACCAACGGGAUGAAGACCAUCACCGCCACCGGUGUCCUGUUCGUGCGGCUUGGUCCAACACACAGCCCAAAUCAUAAUUUUCAAGACGAUGACCACGAGGACGGGUUCUGCCAGCCUUACCGGGGCAUCGCUUGCGCUCGCUUCAUCGGGAACCGCACCAUCUACGUGGACUCCUUGCAGAUGCAGGGGGAGAUCGAGAACCGCAUCACAGCGGCCUUCACCAUGAUCGGCACGUCCACGCACCUGUCGGACCAGUGCUCCCAGUUUGCCAUCCCGUCCUUCUGCCACUUCGUGUUCCCGCUGUGCGACGCACGGUCACGGGUGCCCAAGCCGCGCGAGCUGUGCCGCGACGAGUGCGAGGUGCUGGAGAGCGACCUGUGCCGCCAGGAGUACAGCAUCGCCCGCUCCAACCCCCUCAUCCUCAUGCGGCUGCAGCUGCCCAAGUGCGAGGCACUGCCCAUGCCCGACAGCCCCGACGCCGCCAACUGCAUGCGCAUCGGCAUCCCCGCGGAGCGGCUGGGCCGCUACCAUCAGUGCUACAACGGCUCGGGCACGGAUUACAGGGGGACAGCGAGCACCACUAAGUCGGGGCACCAGUGCCAGCCGUGGGCCCUGCAGCACCCCCACAGCCACCACCUGACCAGCGCAGACUUCCCUGAGCUCGGAGGGGGGCACGCCUACUGCCGGAACCCCGGGGGGCAGAUGGAAGGCCCCUGGUGCUUCACAAAGAAUAAACACGUGCCCAUGGAGCUGUGCGACGUGCCCUCCUGUAGUGAGUGUCCCCCCCGCUCUCUCUCUCUCUCUCUCUCUCUAAGUGGUGGCUGCUGAAGGCAGUUGGUGGUGACAUGGACCGGGAGGCUGUUGGCUUGGGUGCCACCCAUCCCACCAUCAUGACAUUUAUUUUAAAUAAAACUAUUGUUGGUUAUAAAAGUAAUAUCUUGUCAUUAUACGACAUUUUAAAUUAUAGAAAAGUGCAAAUCACCCCUAAUUGCCUCAUUCUGUUUGCAUUCUGCCAGCCCUUUUCCUGUGCCUGGUCCUGGGAUAUUCAGUUUGCAUCUUGCUUCUCCGUUAACAUUGUCACCUGACAUUCCC